CCGCUCGCUUCUCCUAAAAAUGAAAAGGAUAUUCAUUUUAAAAGAAUGGAUUGAGACCUGUCAAUAGCAUUUAUAUUUGUACGUAUAUUUUUGUAUCAUUGUAAUGCUAUUACAUUGCAUUUGUUUAUUUUAUACAGCUAAUCGACUCGAAACCGCGAGAAGACCACAUUUAUAUUUUCUACGCUAACGCAGACAGGAGAGGAGGGGGAACACUGCUGUGGCUGUGGUCUCGGGGAAGAGCCGAAUGCAUGGAUUCAAAGCUUACAGCGAUCAUUGGCGCUUCGAUCUCGGCUUGUCCUCCUAGUCGCUGACAGCUGGGAGAGCAGUCUAUCCAACAGGCGGAAAAGAGCAGCCGACCAAGGGGCGAGCGAGAGAGGGGCGAAGAGAGCCAUCACUUCACCGGCUCGAUCGAUCCACCGGCGCUGGGAUCCGCUUUGGCGUGCGUGAGGAAAGGCGAUCGCCCCAGGGGUAUUCUUUCAUCGAGAGGGAUAUACACCUUUGACAGAAGAAGAGGAGGCGGGUAUAACAGACAAAUAUACGUUGAAAGUAGCCACUUACUAUAUCCAAUUUAAAGAAAAAUAAUAAAGGAGGGGAAUAUUCCGCCUGCCCUCUGACAACACCCCCUCUCUUGAAGAAACAAUAUACACAAAUCCAGGUGGUGUGUGUUGACCUAUAGGACAGCCCAGUGCUGGAUCCCAGAGUGCCUGUCAGAGAGGUAAGGACUCUUGAGAAGAAGGAGGGUGCAUGGAGCUUUCAAAGCUGGUGAAGCCGGGGACAUCCGCCUUCCUCUGGUUGGGCCUGGUUGCUGCAGCAACAGCGUUCUUAUGCACCGAGGCCCGGACCACGCCGAGCCCCAUUCCCACAGCGCACAAUGCUACCUGUGAAGGGACGUCGGCGUGCAAGCCAGGCAUUGUCCUGCCUAUCUGGUACCCUGAGGACCCCUCCAUGGGCGAUAAGAUUGCGCGGGUCAUUGUGUACUUUGUUGCAAUGAUAUACAUGUUCCUGGGUGUGUCCAUCAUUGCUGAUCGCUUCAUGGCAGCUAUUGAGGUCAUCACCUCGCAGGAGAAGGAGAUCAUCAUCAAAAGGUCGAACGGGGAGACCACCACCACCACCAUUCGGAUAUGGAAUGAGACCGUCUCCAACCUCACCCUCAUGGCCCUGGGCUCUUCUGCGCCAGAGAUCCUGCUCUCCGUCAUUGAGGUCUGUGGCCACGGGUUCAAGGCCGGGGAGCUGGGUCCCUCAACCAUUGUGGGCAGCGCAGCUUUCAACAUGUUCGUAAUCAUCGGCCUCUGCGUGUCUGUUAUCCCCGAUGGAGAGACGCGCAAGGUCAAGCAUCUGCGUGUCUUCUUUGUCACAGCGGCCUGGAGCAUCUUUGCCUACAUUUGGCUCUAUAUGAUUUUGGCAGUAUACUCCCCCAACGUCGUGCAGAUUUGGGAGGGCCUGCUCACACUGGCUUUUUUUCCCAUCUGUGUCGUCCUGGCCUGGGUGGCUGACCGGCGCCUGCUCUUCUACAAGUUCAUGCACAAGAAGUACCGCACGGACAAGCACCGAGGCGUCAUCAUUGAGACCGAGACCGAGCGCGCAAAGGGCAUUGAGAUGGAUGGAAAGAUGGUCAACUCGCACUUUGUAGAUGGAGCUGCUAGCAACUUGAUUGGGCUCAUGGAGGGGAAAGAGGUGGACGAGUCCCGACGAGACAUGAUCCGUAUCCUGAAGGACCUGAAGCAGAAGCACCCGGAAAAGGAACUGGACCAACUGGUGGAGAUGGCCAACUACUACGCCCUGUCGCACCAGCAGAAGAGUCGCGCUUUCUACCGUAUCCAGGCCACGCGCAUGAUGACCGGGGCAGGUAACAUCCUGAAGAAGCACGUAGCCGAGCAGGCUAAGAGGAGCGCCAGUGUGCAAGAGGUACGCAUUGAGGAGCCGGAGGAAUUCGUCUCCAAGAUCAUUUUCGAGCCCUGCGCCUACCAGUGCCUGGAAAACUGUGGCGCCGUCCUGCUGACAAUCGCGAGGAAGGGUGGCGACAUCUCCAAGACGCUCUAUGUGGAUUACAAGACGGAGGAUGGGUCGGCCAACGCCGGAGCAGACUACGAAUUCACAGAAGGCACGGUCGUGUUCAAGCCGGGGGAGAUACAGAAGGAGAUCACUAUCGGCAUUAUUGACGAUGACAUCUUCGAGGAGGACGAGCACUUUUUUGUGCGGCUCAGUAAUGUCCGCGUACUAGAGACUGACGAUUUCCUGUCGCCCAAUAGCCUGCCCUACCCCAAGGCCCUGCUGGGCUUCCCUUCAGUGGCCACAGUCACCAUCCUGGACGAUGACCAUGCCGGCAUCUUCACCUUCGAGAGCGAGUCGGUGCACGUAAGCGAGAGCAUAGGCAUCAUGGAGGUGAAGGUGCUGAGGACUUCUGGAGCUCGGGGCACUGUCAUUGUGCCGUACCGUACUGUGGAGGGACUGGCCAAGGGUGGAGGAGAGGACUUUGAUGACACCUACGGAGAGCUGGAGUUCAAAAAUGAUGAGACCUGCAAAACGAUUCAGGUGAAAAUCAUUGACGACGAGGAGUACGAAAAAAACAAGAACUUCUUCCUGGAGCUGGCUGAGCCGCGCAUGGUGGAUAUGAGUCUGCAGAAAGCUCUGUUGUUAGCGGGAGAUGUUGCAGACAGGAAGCUAACAGUGGAGGAGGAGGAGGCGAAAAGGAUUGCAGAGAUGGGCAAACCAAUACUGGGAGAACACUCCAAACUAGAAGUCAUCAUCGAGGAGUCCUAUGAGUUCAAGAGCACAGUGGACAAACUAAUUAAGAAGACCAACCUGGCUCUGGUGGUGGGCACCAACUCCUGGAGAGAACAGUUCAUGGAGGCCAUCACAGUCAGUGCAGGAGAUGAGGAUGAGGAGGACUCAGGCGAAGAACGUUUGCCCUCUUGCUUCGACUACGUCAUGCACUUCCUGACCGUCUUCUGGAAAGUCCUGUUUGCCUGUGUCCCCCCCACUGAGUACUGGAAUGGCUGGGCCUGCUUCACUGUGUCCAUCAUCAUCAUCGGCUUGCUGACGGCCAUCAUCGGCGACCUGGCCUCCCACUUUGGUUGCACCAUCGGUCUGAAGGACUCUGUCACUGCUGUGGUGUUUGUAGCACUUGGCACUUCAGUCCCUGACACCUUUGCCAGUAAAGUGGCGGCAGUGCAGGACACGUACGCGGACGCCUCCAUUGGGAAUGUGACGGGCAGUAACGCGGUCAACGUGUUCCUGGGCAUCGGCGUGGCGUGGUCGGUGGCGGCCAUCUACUGGCACAUGCAGGGGAAGGAGUUUGUGGUGCCGGCGGGGUCCCUGGCCUUCUCCGUCACGCUCUUCACCAUCUUCGCCUUCCUGGCAGUGACCGUGCUGCUGUAUCGGCGCCGCGCUCACAUCGGGGGGGAGUUGGGCGGCCCCCGCGGACACAGACUGGCAACAACUGGCUUCUUCUUCAGCCUCUGGCUGCUCUACAUCCUCUUCUCCGGUCUCGAGGCCUACUGUCAUAUAGAGGGCUUCUAGAAACCAGAAACACCACUCCAAGGUUCAAAGUACAACACAGAAAACAAGGGUGGAUUUUCAUUGUG
Molecule: messenger RNA, 3584 nt
Organism: Megalops cyprinoides (Indo-Pacific tarpon)
Lineage: Eukaryota; Metazoa; Chordata; Actinopteri; Elopiformes; Megalopidae
Gene: slc8a3
Product: solute carrier family 8 member 3
Exons: 8
Coding region: 745-3519 (924 amino acids)
Biological process (GO): calcium ion import across plasma membrane; cell communication; sodium ion transmembrane transport
Cellular component (GO): sarcolemma; postsynapse; axon
Molecular function (GO): calcium:sodium antiporter activity
Source: RefSeq, a predicted model, not a curated record